UGACGUCAGUCUCGGUCAUAUCUCCUCGUUUUUGUUUAUAUUUAGAGCGUGCGCGCGUGUUCUCAGUAUUAAUACAAGUUUUGUUAUACUUUGAGAUUAAAAUUUAUUCAAAACUAUAGCCCGGUAUUAUGAGUCUCAUUAAUUUGAUGAGGGUCCCGCCCAUGUUAAUUUUGGAUAUUAUACUGUUCAAAGGAAGUUUCGUGUUCCUAGAUUUGUCUGAUCAAAUAUUUUUAGAAAAAAAUGAAUUUUUAAAAUGUAUUUUUGAUCAGCUUGAGAUCAAUGAGUCUGCACUAUAUUACAAGACCAUAUUUAUUUCCUUCAUCAAAGUAAUGUUCUGUUUGAUUCUUUGUUUAUCAUUAUAUUCAUUUUUUCUACCUGCCAAACACUUAUACCUGAUGUACAUUCAUGUAGUUUCUGUAUGUAUUGUACUUCUUUCUAAUUGGGCGAACAUACAAACAUUGAAARUUGUAUAUGGAAAAURUGAAAACUUUGAAAUUAAUGCGUUUCAUAAAGAUAUAACAUGGGAUGUAGAUGGAUUUUUAUAUAUUUUUACAGAAUUACAAAGUACACAUUUAUUUUAUCCGUUAUUCAAUAAUUUAAUCAUUCAGUGUAUUCUAUCACUAGUUUUUAAAAAUCUUCAAGUGUCUACUAGAAAUCAUUCAAUUCAUAAAGUUUUCAGCUUUAGCUUUACCAUUCCUACAUUAAUCGGAAUUUUACACAUAACACGGGGACAUGGAAUUUUGAAUAUUAUAUUAGCAUUAUUCUCAACAAUACUGCCAUGGUGUAUUAUCAAGAAAACAUUUUUUUUAAAUCUAUUUUCAGUUUCAAAUUUAUUUUAUUACAGAUAUAUGCGACCGAACAUCAAUAAUUAUGAAAUGCUUGCUCGGAUUAACAUGGAUUUGAAUAGUUUGAACAUUUUAAGUGUUCUGCGAAUAUUCUGGGCUAUACGAGUACUAGCACAAAUUCUACACCUGUUAAUUGAUAUGGAAACACAAAAUGAAACUUUGUUUGGAAUUGUGAAAUAUUUGGUAGCUCAAGGAUGUGAUACAAUACCUGCAAUUUUAGGAAUGUCUAGUUUUGUAUCAUAUUUUUGUAAUUAUAUAUAUGUAUUCUUCCAAAGGUUUAUGUUGACUGAUGAGGUGGAUAAUAAUGACAAAAAUAUUGAAAAAGAUUCUGCAGUAUUAUUUUUUGUAUUAGUUAUAUCAAAAGGAGUAACAGGAUUUAAUUCAGAAAACUGUUUUAUAACACUCUGUAAAACUAUUGGUUUGCUUUGUGUUUUCCUACUUCAUCACAUCCAUGAAAACGUUGAUCAAUUAUUGUCUUUGUGUACUUCUAAUGCUUUAUCAUUUAAAAGACAUUUAAGAGCUCUUUUAGUUAGUGGAUUCCUUAUACUGUUUCCAAUUACCAUGUUGACAUACUUGUGGUCUCAUCAUUCAAACUAUUGGCUAAUAUCAGUUUCUGCUUCUGGUAUUGAAUAUAUUAUAAAAACAUUGAUUUCAAUYGUUGUCUAUUUAUUACUCUUAAUUGAUAAUUAUUACCAAACAAAUUGGGAGAAUUUGGAUGAUUAUGUCAACAUUAUAAAAUCACUUGGCAAUUUGGUGGGGCUAUUUCUUAGAUUGUUUUCUUUAAACAUUGGUGUUUUAGAUAUUGCUCUUUCACCUGACAGUACAGUCUAUUCACUUGUAAUAUUGUUUAUACCUAUGUGUGUACAUGGAUAUGAAAACAUAUUUUGUGUCGCUUGGGACGAAUGGAUGACAACUACUGAUCGCCAAUUAGCUGCCAAAGAAAUUGCAUUAUUAUUAGAUGCUACUAAGGAUCAAUUGUCUGAACUAGAUGAUGUCUGUGCUAUUUGCCUUCAAAAUAUGAGAUCAGCAAAAAUUACUAAAUGCAAUCAUUAUUUCCACGGUGCAUGUCUGUAUAAAUUAUUGCUCUACACAGAUUUCCAAGUUCAAUGCCCAUUGUGUCAAAAUAAUAUUAUAUCCUAUACAGAAACCUAAAAUGUCCAGACUCAAAAUCAUAAGCAAAACUACAGAUCAGGCCACUAAGACCAUCA
Molecule: messenger RNA, 2053 nt
Organism: Diuraphis noxia (Russian wheat aphid)
Lineage: Eukaryota; Metazoa; Arthropoda; Insecta; Hemiptera; Aphididae
Product: protein TRC8 homolog
Biological process (GO): ERAD pathway; proteasome-mediated ubiquitin-dependent protein catabolic process
Cellular component (GO): endomembrane system
Molecular function (GO): ubiquitin protein ligase activity
Source: RefSeq, a predicted model, not a curated record